Adineta ricciae is the source of this 1146-nucleotide messenger RNA. The record is from the annotation of a GenBank genome assembly. NCBI's taxonomy places the organism in Eukaryota, Metazoa, Rotifera, Eurotatoria, Adinetida, Adinetidae.
AUGAAAUCGCAAUCGCUGAGUCGGCAUGGACGUUCGUCUCAAGGUCGAAAGAAGAUUCUAACAACGGCAUCGGUCAAUGUCAGACGCAUUGCACGUAGUGAAUCUCCAACGGUGCAUUCUUUUCCAUCUACCAGUGCUACAGAGCGGAAAAUAAAAAACAAUCGUUGUAUUAACGAUGUAGCUAUUUCAACACUUCCAUCUGCCGCAAUUCAAUCGGCCAAUCCUACAACUAUACACGAUUCUCCUGUCUUAGAGAUCAAGAGACUUCCGUCGUACCUUAGAGCUAUAACACCUAUAAGUGAAUCGCAUAGCGACUGGUUGGCAGUGACACCAUCUAUUUCUGAUAAACGAAAACAACAUCAUCGUCGUCGCCGUCGUCGCUGUGGUCUCGCUUAUUCCAGUUGGUGUUGCUGCUGCUGUGCAGGUGGCAUUCUCGCACUGAUCGCUAUUCUUGCUGGACUCACUGCCCUGCUCAUUGCACUUCUUACAAAUAAAGGAACAACAACGACUACCACCAGCUCUACGUCUACAACUUCAACUUCGACUACAUCCGCCACAACCACCAGUAGUAGCACGAGUUCAACUUCGACAACUAGUUCUAGUACUUCAACAACAUCGAGUACAAGUGAGACAACUACGACAACUACAUCAACAGCUACCACAACAACUACUCCAGUACCACCCUGUACACCAAAUCCUGUAGGUUCUGCCAGUACUCUAUUGACAGCAUCGUCUGGCACCACUUCAUCAUAUGCGUGUUAUGCGUAUGAAUGGAUACCGACUAUCAGCGGCACUGUCACUCUUACAUUUUCAUUUCAACAUAAUCCGAGUUACUGGUUUCUAGACGAUGUUUCAGUAUAUAAUGGAGCUGUUCAAAUGUUAAGCAAUGGAGAUUUUGAAUCAGGUUCAUUCUCGCCUGGAUGGACACGCGUCGCACCGACUGGUUGUGGUUCAGGCACAACAGGUUAUAUUAGUUCAUCCUACCGUCGAACGGGUAGCUAUGGCUAUGCCGAUGGAUGUAACUCGCACACCGAUCAACUUAGCCAAUCGUUUGUGGCUACGGCAGGACAAUCCUAUAUAGUCAGUUUUUGGCUUAAGUCUGGAGCUAAUGGAUCAGGUGUAUCAAUUUCUGUCACUCUUUCUUAA